UAAACAAAUAAUUAAAAGCGGGGAGAGUAAGAAAAAAAAUCAGCAGAUAGCUGGAAGCUGACGGAAGGCGGUCGUAGUAGAGAUCCUCGGAUGCUUUCAUCAUCUUCAUCGUUAUCAGAGAUCACACCAGUUUUCAACCUCGCCCGAGGUGAUGUUUCAUCCCUAAAUCUUAAAAAUCCUAGAAAAAUUUUCUCCGGUUAGACGGUUCAAAAAGAUUAAUUGUUUCUGUAGUAGUACCCCAACGCUCAAAUAAAAUUUUUGAAAAGAAAAAAUGUUGGUGGCUGCAAUUUGGGAAUAAAUUUUUGGCCUCUUGCUUGUGGAAAUAGUAUAUUAUAAGAAUCUUCAGAUGUGUUUUCUUCGUGUUGCAUGUGUUGCGUUCACGGAUUUUUGAGACAAUUUCUCUGCAGGGUGUUGCUCUGUAACUUCGUGUACGUGUCCAAGCAAAGGUGUCAAAUUUAAUUUGUGCGUGAUUUUCCCGCAAAUGCCGAGCAGUUUCUCUCAUCUGGUAGCUUAAUUUCGGUAUCGAAACGUAAUUAGUUCGGCUGCUUCGAUGGCUUCUUUCACGGACCAAAUGGAUGCUGAAGACUCAAGCCACAGCCUUUUGGAGAGAAGACAGUCGGAAAUGGGAAGCCACUACGUGUAUGAAUCUGGUGUGUACAUGUCAAUGUUCGCUGCAACUGUCUUUGUCGCUGCACUCGUGACCGUCGGUGUUCUGAUGCUUACCCUGCUGGUUGCUCUAUCUGUGAUGCUAAAUUCCUGUGAGAGUAGGAACUCUGGAGUCUUCAAGCACAUUAAAUCAAGUGAUGACGAGUUUGAUUACUGCAAACUUUUUGCUUUUCAUGCGGAGCUUAACAAGCUCGACGCAGACGAGCUCCCCAAAGUCUGCAAGGAUCUUCCUUUCAAAUACGGUAAUCCAGGCCAGUUUUUACGGGAACUGAGGCUGACAGUGCGGUUGGCAGAGAGUUACUUUGACGCUCUUAAAGCCAACGACGACCAUCUGGAUGUAGUAUUGAUGGAUGUAGAUGGCAUGUUCUUAUCGAACGUUACCAGACGCAGCAGCGACUCUCGGGAUAGGAAGAAGCACGUCGAACACGAAGAUCCUCCCUCCGAGCUUAUCCUGAGACUGUAUUCAAAACUUCAAGCUAGUGGUUGGCGUUUGGUUCUUUUUACGAGGAAGCACUCGGAUCACAGGAAUGAGACUGUGAAAAACCUUAUUUCGGCAGGUUACAGCGGCUGGUCUUCGUUGAUCAUGAGGUCGGACGAUGAACUUCUGAUGGAAAGUUGGGAGUAUAUCUCGGACAGAAUACUCCAGCUGCUCAAAGAAGGAUACCAGAUCGCUGGCAUUAUCAGCAGCCAGAUGGAUGCAUUCCGAGGUUCUUAUCUGGGAAGGCGCAAUUUCAAGCUUGCCAAUCCCGCUUACUACAAUCUAAAAGUUGAAGCAUAAUGAUUGUAGGGUUCGACUUGCAAAUACAUUUUCGUUCGGUACAUGGGCAUGCGCGGCUGAUGACCUUCAGCGCUCCAGGGUGCUUGUACUCUUAACUCGAGCUUUGAUUGAGAACUUCGAUUUGGCAUAGAAGCGAAAGAGAAAUGGACGUUCAUUUCGUUUUCUCGCGUGCAAGUGAGCAGCGAGGAAAGGGUAUACGAGGAGAAAAGAAUAUGAGAUUUGGAAGAAAUAUGCAUAUCUAUACUGUUCAUCCCCUUCACCCUUUCAAGUAAAAAAAAAAAAAAAAAACUCUUAUACAGCAACUCAAUCAGUACCUCUAAUCGGUAUCGAAAUGAAACACUACAUAAUUUCUUUC
Asparagus officinalis (garden asparagus) is the source of this 1799-nucleotide messenger RNA. RefSeq lists its product as uncharacterized. The record is from RefSeq and is a predicted model, not a curated record. The coding region runs from base 551 to 1444 and encodes 297 amino acids. The transcript is spliced from 5 exons. Lineage: Eukaryota; Viridiplantae; Streptophyta; Magnoliopsida; Asparagales; Asparagaceae.